UUUGUCGGCAACACAGAUCUUGCAAAAAUGGUGUCUACAAAUACUUCUGACAUCGAAGUGGUUAGGAAUUUUUUGCGCACUCCAGAAAACAUAGAUAUUUCCGAUCUAGUCAAUGCUUUAGGAGUUAUGAAUGUUUCGCUUGAAG
This is a messenger RNA of Acaulospora morrowiae, 145 nucleotides long. The record is from the annotation of a GenBank genome assembly. Lineage: Eukaryota; Fungi; Glomeromycota; Glomeromycetes; Diversisporales; Acaulosporaceae.